GUGUUGCUAUAAUAUUGGUGGUGGUUGCUAAGUGGUUACCAGACGGUUGCAGUUGAGAAAGAGAAAAUCGCUGCAUUCAACUACUUAGUUGCAUCCAUUGCUGACACACACACAGCCUGUCUAAUUCCUAUAGUAGGAAAGUAUUGCCAAUAGAAUAGGACUUAAUCUUACAGAUAGCAGUAAUUUUAAAGUUGAACAGAAUGUGAGGAAUCAGUGUACCUGUUUUACAGCUAUCAUGGCUCUGGUGUUUGAUCUGAAGGCUCUGGUGGACAUGAUGUCCAUUGGGACACUGUUUGCCUACACCCUGGUGGCCAUCUGUAUCCUCAUCCUCAGAUACCAAGCAGAUCCAAAUGAGAUGAACUACGAGCAGAAGUGGAAUCUUCUACGGCCGCCGUCUUCACCAACCUCAACAAGUUCAAGCGUCGUGUCGUACCUGACCAUCUGCACCAUUGCUCUUGCAGUGGUUCUGAGUGUGAUCCUGACUAAGGGAAUACAGUCGGUGGGCGAGUGGUGGAUGAUCCUGAUCAUCACCGUAGCUCUGCUGUGUCUACUCAUCACCGUUAUCAUCAUCUGGAGGCAACCACAGAGCGGCGUCAAAGCUGCCUUCAUGGUUCCUCUGCUGCCGGUGCUUCCUGUGGUUAGCACCUUUGUGAAUGUUUAUCUGAUGGUUCAGCUGGGAGCAGAUACGUGGAUCCGCUACGCCGUCUGGAUGGCAAUAGGUAAGAUGAACAUCUCAAGCUGGGGUUUCCACUGUUGUGUUGGAAAGUUUUUUUAACAAAUUAAACCAAAUCAAAUCCAACAAAUACGACUAAUGUUCUCAUCUGAGGGCUGAAACUACAGUACGUCAGUUUCA
Astyanax mexicanus (Mexican tetra) is the source of this 853-nucleotide messenger RNA. Its product is annotated as cationic amino acid transporter 2-like. The coding region runs from base 236 to 775 and encodes 179 amino acids. The transcript has 4 exons. Gene Ontology annotation, molecular function: amino acid transmembrane transporter activity. Lineage: Eukaryota; Metazoa; Chordata; Actinopteri; Characiformes; Acestrorhamphidae. The record is from RefSeq and is a predicted model, not a curated record. Gene Ontology annotation, cellular component: plasma membrane. Gene Ontology annotation, biological process: amino acid transport.